GGUGUACAGUAGAAUUUCCUCAAUGCAGGCUGUCGUCGUUAAUGUGCUCUUGGCAAUGAAAGGGUGGGGCGAGGAAGGUUAUGCAAAGAGCAGUCAUAUCACAGUGUAUAGGAAGGUCUGUCCCUUCAGCAGCCAUGAUCAGGACUGCUGGCAGGAGCUGUUAUUACUUGGGGUCUAGGAGCAGGAUCAGUCCAGUGCUGCAGACAUGCAGGGUCCCCCUGGCCAGAGCCUCGCAUGGGGCUGCAGCUGCUGGAAUAGAAGGGGGGGACAAAAAGAUGAAGACAUUUGAGGAUUUGCCUGGACCUUCCCUACUCACCAACUUCUACUGGAUCUUUAUGAGGGGCUACCUGCUGUACUCACAGGAUAUACAGGCUGUCUUUAAAAAGAAGUAUGGCCCUAUCUGGAAAUCUUCCUUCGGAGCAUAUACAAUGGUGAAUAUUGCUGACGCCGAUCUCUUGGAGUUGUUUCUACGCCAGGAGGGGAAGUAUCCAAUGAGGAAUGACAUGGAGCUCUGGAAAGUCUAUCGGAGACUGAGAGGCCUCGGUCUGGGCCCUUUUACUGAAGAAGGUCACCAAUGGCAAACGCUGCGCUCCAUUCUGAAUAAACGGAUGCUGAAGCCCGCAGAGGCCGUGCUGUACACCGGGGCGGUCAACGAAGUGGUAACAGAUUUCCUGGACACGCUGGAUGACAUGAGGAAGGAAUCCCCCUCUGGGAUCAUGGUCAACGACAUUGCAAACGCCUUCUAUAGGUUUGCAUUUGAGGGAAUUUCGUAUAUUCUGUUUGAGACGCGUAUCGGCUGCUUGGAGAAGAACAUUCCUCCCGAGACCAAGAAAUUCAUUGACUCUAUAGGGACCAUGCUGAAAUAUAGCUUUAUUAUCCAAGCCUUACCUGCAUGGACCCAAAAUAUUCUCCCCUAUUACAAGCGCUACAUAGAAAGCUGGGACAACAUCUUUGCAUUUGGAAACAAGCUGAUCGACCAGAAGAUGCAGAAGAUACAAGAGAAUCUGGAUCGUGGGGAAGAGGUGCAGGGGGAGUACCUGACCUACCUGCUGUCCAGCGGCAAACUGACCAUGAAGGAGGUGUAUGGCAGCAUCGCUGAGCUGCUGUUUGCUGGAGUCGACACAACUUCAAACACCUUGUCCUGGGCCCUCUACCACCUCGCGAAAGACCAGGAGACCCAGCGAUCUCUCUAUGAGGAGGUGACCUCCAUUGUCCCAGGAGAAGGUGUUCCCACUGCUGAGGAGAUCGCCAGGAUGCCGCUGCUGAAGGCCGUCAUUAAAGAGACGCUACGGAUGUAUCCGGUGGUGCCGGUUAAUUCCAGAGUCGCUGUCGGGAAGGAGAUCAUCAUCAGAGACUUUUGGUUCCCCAAAGACACGCUGUUUGCCUUGAAUCAUUUUGCCAUAUCUCGAGACGAGAACAAUUUUCCAGAACCAAACAAGUUCCUCCCUCAGCGCUGGUUCCGAGACCAUAAGAUGAAGAAUAACCCAUUCAGCUACAUCCCAUUUGGCUACGGCGUUAGGGCUUGUGUCGGGCGUCGCAUCGCCGAACUGGAGAUGCAUUUGACCUUGUCCCGGGUUAUUAAGAAGUAUGAGAUCCGUCCAGAUCCUCAAGGUGGAAACAUCACACCUAUGGCAAGAGUUGUCCUGACUCCAAAUAAACCUAUAAAUCUUCAGUUUCUGGAAAGAAAGGCUCUUUGAUGUGAGUGAGGCUGUCAAUAGGAUUUACCAUGCAGACAAUGGGAGUAGUAGUCAUAUGUUUUCAAACACUGCAAGAGAAGAAAACUUUGUAUCUUAACAUUUUGUUUUGUUUAAAAUCUCUUUAUUGGUUUCAAAACAUGCAACAUACAUGUAAAGUUUUUAACUGUUACAGUUGCCAAUAAACAUCAUUUG
Molecule: messenger RNA, 1889 nt
Organism: Bufo gargarizans (Asiatic toad)
Lineage: Eukaryota; Metazoa; Chordata; Amphibia; Anura; Bufonidae
Product: sterol 26-hydroxylase, mitochondrial-like
Exons: 9
Coding region: 81-1697 (538 amino acids)
Biological process (GO): C21-steroid hormone biosynthetic process; cortisol metabolic process; glucocorticoid biosynthetic process
Cellular component (GO): mitochondrial inner membrane
Molecular function (GO): iron ion binding; monooxygenase activity; heme binding
Source: RefSeq, a predicted model, not a curated record